Molecule: messenger RNA, 369 nt
Organism: Fusarium coffeatum
Lineage: Eukaryota; Fungi; Ascomycota; Sordariomycetes; Hypocreales; Nectriaceae
Exons: 2
Coding region: 1-369 (122 amino acids)
Source: RefSeq, a predicted model, not a curated record
AUGAUGUCUUCAAGAUUAAUUCUUCGACCCGUGCUUCGCAUGCGCUCUCAAAUCCGCCUCGCAAGCACAAACCCGACUCAUGUCCAUCCUGACGGUAACCUCGGCGGACCAGGUGGUCAACAGCCUCCACCCCAAGCACCAGGUGGUCCAGAAGCUAUCAAGAGAAAUUGGAUGCCUAUCGCUGCGGCAGCUGGUGUACUAGCAGGAGGCGUUUGGAUCAUGCUCCCUAGAAAAGGAAAUCCGCCUGAGAGAACCCUUCAACAUGGCAUUGCUGCGUCUUUCCAGGAGAUCAAGGAUGGCAAGAGUCCUGAAUCGAUGAAGGAGUUGAGUGGAAGGAAAAGUGGGCUGGGUGGUUUCAGAGCUGAAUGA